CGGCGGUCUGAGGGACGGCGUCGGGCGCUCUUUACGGCAGGCGGCGGUCUGAGGAGUGGUUGCGCUUCGCGGAACCGUCGGGAUGAAGCUGACCACACAGGCUUACUGCAAGAUGGUGCUGCACGGCGCCAAGUACCCGCACUGCGCCGUGAACGGGCUGCUGGUGGCCGAGAGACCGCCGGGGAGCCGGGGCCGAGAGCAGGCCGGGCCGCCUUCGCUAUUCGUCGACUGCAUCCCGCUGUUCCACGGCACGCUGGCGCUGGCGCCGAUGCUGGAGGUGGCCCUCACGUUGAUUGACUCUUGGUGCAAAGAGAACAGCUACGUGAUAGCUGGAUAUUACCAGGCGAAUGAACGCGUGAAAGAUGCCAGUCCAACCCAGGUUGCUGAGAAGGUGGCUUCCCGAAUUGCAGAGGGCUUUAACGAUACAGCACUCAUCAUGGUUGAUAAUACCAAGUUCACAAUGGAGUGCUUGGAACCUGCCAUUCACGUGUACGAGCUUCACGAGAACAAGUGGAGGUGCAAAGACCCACAUGUUGAUUUUUGUGAAGAUUGGAGUGAAGCUCAGAGAAUUGCUGCAUCUCUCUUGGACAGCAAGUCCUAUGAAACACUCGUGGAUUUUGAUAACCACCUGGAUGACAUCCGGAACGACUGGACAAACCCAGAGAUCAACAAAGCUGUCCUCCACCUGUGUUAGAAGGCUUCCUACUGACUCACGUUCCCACUACGUACUGAAGAGACAAAGAUGAUAUUUUUGAAUGUAAAUAGAAUAAUAUUCAGUACCUGGUGUGGAAAGCUGGAGGAUUAAGAGUGACACAUCACAUUGCCAAGGGUGAUGUGCCUAUAAGCUGUUGAAUCCUUGUCGUGAGGUUCAUUGGCAGAGCUGCACACCAUCAGUUCCAGCUGUCCCCGUGGAUGCCUUCCUGGUUGCAGUGAAUGUUGCUAUUCCUUCAAAACCAGAACGACUCCUGCUUAUUUCCCCUUGUUCAUAUCACCAAGUUUUCACUAAGCUUUUGUACUCGAGAGAGAGAGAAUAAUUUUUAAAGAUUUAUGAAGAUAGGUUUCAAAAAAAAGAAAAGAAAAAACCAACAAGCAGCAAACAAACCAGUUUUGUCCUCAGAUGAGGUAUUUUGAGGUCAAAUAUCAAAAGUUAACUGUUUCAGGGUUGGUUUUUUUUUUUGGCCUGGCUGGAAAUGGCCUUUUUUCACUGCAGCAUAAUGCAUACUGCUGAGGAUGAUGUGCCAUGCUCAGGUGUCACCUGAUCUGCAGUGGUUUUGCAUGACACAGCUACAGAAAAUGCACUAGGGCUGUAUUCCCAAAUGCUGCAGUCAUUUCUGCUGACCCUGGACACACAACCAUGGUUACUGCCUGGAAAAGUUAAAACACAAAGUAAAAUCGGAUGCUCACCUCGUGUGAUUUUUUCUGUUUGGUUUGAUUUGAAGCCUGAAAUGACGAGAUAGAAUGAAAGCUCUAAAACCCUUUUAAGACUACAAAAGGAGAGGGUGAAAUACAGUAUUGUUUCUAUGCAGCUUUUUUUUCUGUCUGUCUUUUAUGCAGUUCUGAUUUUCAGCUGGUAUUCAUUUAAGUAAGCCUGAAACACACCUCUGAGUUGAAGGGAAAUGUCUGUAUCAAGCAAUCCAGAUUACAUUUUGUUCAGCUUUUAGCUGUCUUUCUGAUUCUUGCUUGUUUCUAAGGGUAAGUUCAGUGGGCAAUGAGGAAGCUUUGUAGCACUGUUUCCCUCCUAUUUUAGGAUGAAGAUUUGAACUCAGUGGCUUUGUUUGCCUGCCUGCUAUGCAGCAGUAAGUUGUGAUGGGCUUCACAAGAAGCACGGGCACAGUCAGCAGUCUUUCCAAAUCACGAGUCUGAUAUGCUGGCAGGAAAGGAAGAGAAUACAUAUCUAGCUCAGAAGCAGCAAGAUGAACACGUUGUGGUGCCUUAUGCUACACAGCCACAACUCUAUUUCACACACUGAAACAACAAAUCCUGGAAGCAGCCAUGACCCAGCAGCGUAGGGCUGAAGUAAGCCCUGCAGCUCACCCUGCAGGAGGAGGACUGUUGUCUUCCUUUGCAAACACCUCAAGUUCUGCCCCGUUGUUGCAGUGGCAGGUGUUGCCUUAUCAGGACACCUAGCUGUGUGAGAUGGUGAACCAGUGCUGCAGUGUAAGCUGAGCCACAGGAAAUCCAUUUCUCAUUCUCCGUAGCUAGAUGUCAUAAUCAAGCUUUGAUUGUAUAGAUGCUAAUACGGGCUAAUCUCCCCCCCUUCACCCUCUCAAAGUGUGUAUAUCAUCAGGCUGCAACCUGAUGGAAAGGGUGAAUGCUGCCUGUGACCAUCAAGACUCAUUGCUGGAAGGGGAGCAGCUUUCACUGCUUUGUCUUCAGUUUGCUUUCAUACGAGAUGCUUUGAGUGUUUUGCCACCUGUAAGGACGCAGGCUGACCUCAAGCAAAAGGAACAAGCACUGCAGUGCUCAGAUCUUAUCACGCCUGUCCUGUUUGCAUUGAAGGUUGGACCAAAAGCAGCCAUUUCAUAAAGGCAAGGCGGCUUGGAGCCCCAGUGGCUCUUUGUGGAAGAAUGAGGAAGCUGCCAGCUUCUGAAGGCUGUGUUCUCCUUCCCUGCUGAUGUCCCCAGCCCACCUGUCAGAACAAAUGCUGGUCGCCUGGCUGGCAGAUGUACAGGAUUCUUCAGAGGAACUCAAGUGAGCAGUGCUGGAGAGCCAGGAGCAGCGGCGAGGCCCCGAGAAGAGGAUGAGAACAUGGGGCUCAAGUUAUCCUGUCUGAAAGGUUUGAAGAUGUGUGUGAGCAGCGGGAAUGGCAGCACCGGGACCCCAGAGCCGGAUGGGAAGCACCUCCACGUGCCCUCCAUCAUCGUCACACCACCCACACCCACAGGGACCAUGUUGUGCAGGGACACACGGAGGGCGACGGGGGGGACGUCACCACCCUGCAGCCAGUGCUGAGCACCCAGAGGGGACACCGACAGCUUCAGUACUGCUCCAGGGCUGAAUCCUGCCCUGCUGGGGGUGAUGCUUCCUGGUGUGCUGCUUCGCUGGAGAGCCCCAGGAGAAGACGGCGUGCAAAAGCAGAUGGAAAUUUAAUUUUUUAAUGACAGCAGCAGAUGGCAAAAGACACGAAAGUGUAUUCACACCAUGUCAGAGCCAUUUAUAAAGUGCCUGGCGGAGCUGCA
This is a messenger RNA of Centrocercus urophasianus (Greater sage-grouse), 3179 nucleotides long. RefSeq names its product ER membrane protein complex subunit 8 (gene EMC8). The transcript has 7 exons. NCBI's taxonomy places the organism in Eukaryota, Metazoa, Chordata, Aves, Galliformes, Phasianidae. Gene Ontology annotation, cellular component: EMC complex. The coding region runs from base 83 to 694 and encodes 203 amino acids. The record is from RefSeq and is a predicted model, not a curated record.